GGUACAACACUACUGAUGUUGUGCGUGUGUGUGUGUGUGUGUGUGUGUGUGUGUGUGUGUGACACCUCGUACACCUGCAUCUGUGGAAGUGGGAAUAACUCCUCCGUCCUGCAUUACGGACACGCCGGCUCUCCCAAUGACAAAACCAUCCAGGAUGGAGACAUGUGUCUGUUUGACAUGGGCGGCGAGUAUUACUGCUACUCCUCCGACAUCACCUGCUCCUUCCCGGCCAACGGCAAGUUCAGCGCGGACCAGAGAGCCGUUUAUCAAGCCGUGCUGAAGUCCUCCCGAGCCGUGCUGGACGCCAUCAAACCUGGUGUGAAGUGGACAGAGAUGCACCGGCUGGCGGACCGGGUCCACCUGGAGGAGCUGCUGAAGAUGGGGAUCCUGCGCGGGGCGGUGGAGGACAUGCUGAAGGUCCAUCUGGGCUCCGUCUUCAUGCCUCACGGUCUGGGUCACUUACUGGGCAUCGACGUCCACGACGUGGGAGGAUAUCCAGAGGGCGUGGAGCGCGUGGACGAGCCGGGACUGAAGAGUCUCCGGAUGGGCCGUGUGGUGCAGGAGCGGAUGGUCCUCACGGUGGAGCCGGGGAUAUAUUUCAUCGAUCACCUGCUGGAUAAAGCGCUCGACUCCCCGACUCAGUGCGGCUUCAUCAACAGAGACGUCCUCAAUCGCUUCCGCGGCUUCGGCGGGGUCAGAGUUAUUAAUAACACACACAUUACAGUAGAUACACAUCAAUUCAUAACUAGUCCUUACUUUAACACCAUAUCAUUUUUGCUGAUCAUUUUGUUGAUUUCUUUAACAGAGAAGAUGUCCUGCGGGUACGAUGGGAUGUACAAUGCGCUCCUCAGCAUCGCCUUCACCUGUUGUCCCUCGUUGUCAAUCAAACACACCUCCGCAUCUCCUCUUUUCAGCGCCACUCCGCUCGCUCAGCCAACUUAA
Molecule: messenger RNA, 942 nt
Organism: Rhinichthys klamathensis goyatoka
Lineage: Eukaryota; Metazoa; Chordata; Actinopteri; Cypriniformes; Leuciscidae
Product: xaa-Pro dipeptidase-like
Exons: 6
Coding region: 16-942 (308 amino acids)
Molecular function (GO): peptidase activity
Source: RefSeq, a predicted model, not a curated record